This is a messenger RNA of Anolis carolinensis (green anole), 5218 nucleotides long. It is a transcript of the gene ern1, whose product is annotated as endoplasmic reticulum to nucleus signaling 1. Gene Ontology annotation, molecular function: RNA endonuclease activity; protein serine/threonine kinase activity; ATP binding. The transcript is spliced from 22 exons. NCBI's taxonomy places the organism in Eukaryota, Metazoa, Chordata, Lepidosauria, Squamata, Anolidae. The coding region runs from base 271 to 3198 and encodes 975 amino acids. The record is from RefSeq and is a predicted model, not a curated record. Gene Ontology annotation, cellular component: IRE1-TRAF2-ASK1 complex. Gene Ontology annotation, biological process: IRE1-mediated unfolded protein response; protein phosphorylation; intrinsic apoptotic signaling pathway in response to endoplasmic reticulum stress.
UGUGGCCUGGGCCCAACUGCGAGGCCUGUGGCCAGUGGAGGGGAGGAGAACGACGAGGGGCAGACAGGGCUGUGCUGGAGGCGGGCCUGCCAACCAGCCUGCCUUCCUCUCUUUCUGCCGGCCAGGGCCAACCCAGAGGAGGCUGAGGCGGAGACUCUGAGCGGAGGAGGAAGGGCUCUCCUCAGCUCCACCGGGGAAGCAAGCGAGGGAGCCGGCCGAGCGUGGGGGGCGGAGGCGCUGGGCCCGGAGCGCGGUCUUCCUGAGGGAACCAUGGAGCCUCGCCCUCUCCCUCGCCUCAGGCCGGCCUGGCUCGUGCUCUGCCUCCUGCUCUGGAUGCCGAGCUUUGGAAGUGCCAAUUCAGUGACUCUACCAGAGACAUUGCUGUUUGUUUCAACUCUCGAUGGAAGUUUGCAUGCAGUUAGCAAGAGGACAGGGUCAAUCAAGUGGACAUUAAAGGAAGAUCCUGUACUUCAAGUGCCAUUACAUGUGGAAGAUCCUAGACCAGCGUUUCUUCCUGAUCCUAAUGAUGGAAGCCUCUACACACUUGGUGGCAAGAACAAUGAAGGCCUGACUAAACUGCCAUUCACCAUCCCUGAACUAGUCCAAGCGUCCCCUUGUCGCAGUUCAGAUGGAAUCCUAUAUAUGGGGAAGAAGCAGGAUAGCUGGUAUGUGGUAGACCUUGUGACAGGGGAAAAACAGCAAACGUUAACCUCUUCAUUUGCUGAAAGCCUAUGCCCAUCUACUUCUCUUCUGUAUCUUGGCCGCACAGAAUAUACAAUCACCAUGUACGAUACCAAGAGUAAGGAGGUCCGCUGGAAUGCCACGUAUUUUGACUACGCAGCCACUUUGCCAGAUGAAGACGUCCAAUAUAAAAUGUCCCACUUUGCAUCAAAUGGAGACGGACUGGUGGUGACUGUGGACAGCGAGUCAGGGGAUGUCCUGUGGAUCCAGAAUUAUGGCUCUCCAGUUGUCGCUUUCUACAUCUGGCAACGGGAAGGACUGUGGAAAGUGAUGCACACCAAUGUGGGAGUGGAAACACUGCGCUAUCUGACAUUCAUGUCUGGUGAAGUCGGACGCAUCACUAAGUGGAAGUAUCCAUUCCCAAAAGAAACAGAGGCCAAAAGCAAAUUGAUGCCAACGCUUUAUGUCGGCAAACAUUCUACCGGCCUCUAUGCAUCACCAUCAAUGGUCCAUGAAGGAGUGGCUAUUAUGCCCCGAGGAAGUCCCAUACCUCUGAUAGAAGGUCCAAAAACACAAGGUGUUACCAUUGAAGAGUGUGUUAUCACCCCAAGCACUGAUCUGAAAUUUUCAUCUGGAUUUAAACGAAAGAACAGUCUCCAUUAUUUAAGAAACCACUGGCUUUUAAUAGGACACCAUGAGACACCAUUAUCAGCUCCAACCAAGAUCCUCGAGAAAUUCCCUAGCAAUUUGCCAAAACGACAAGAAAAUGUGAUCCCAGCAGAAUCAGACAAAUCUGCUUUUGAAGAGGCAAUUGAUAUAACUGGGAGUUCAACAAAAGACUUGCCUCCUCCUCCUCCAAAAAGCACUGGAGAGUCACCCAGCCAGCCUGGUCCCCGAACAGAAGAUCCUGUCGACUCCAUAUUGAAAGACAUGGCCACAGUCAUCCUGAGCACCUUCUUACUAAUUGGCUGGGUGGCCUUUGUCAUCACAUAUCCACUGAGUGUCCACCAUCAGCAACAGCGACAACAUCAGCACUUCCAGAGACAGCUGGAAGAAAAGAUUCAGUUGCUGAAGCAGCAACCCUUCAGUCCUGCCCUGGAGCUGACCCCCGAAGGAGAGUCCUUGGAAGGUCUCUGCACCAGGCCAGAGGGCUCUGCCACCAGCUCCCCCAACCUGUCCCCGAAAGCAUCAAACCACUCUGCAUACUCCAAUAUCUCUGCCUCUGAUGCGGGAAGCUGCCUUUCCACUGAGCAAGAAGAAGAUGGGAGCACAAGCACAAUAGUGGUUGGAAAGAUUACAUUUAACCCAAAAGAUGUACUUGGACAUGGAGCUGAAGGAACCAUUGUUUAUAGGGGGACGUUUGACAGCCGAGAUGUUGCUGUGAAAAGAAUUCUCCCUGAAUGUUUCAGUUUUGCUGACCGGGAGGUGCAGCUCUUGCGAGAAUCCGAUGAGCAUCCCAAUGUGAUCCGCUAUUUCUGCACAGAAAAGGACCGGCAGUUCCAAUACAUAGCGCUAGAGCUCUGUGCGGCCACUUUACAAGAGUAUGUGGAACAAAAGGACUUUACUCGCCAUGGUUUACAACCAAUCAUCCUCUUGCAACAGACAAUGUCUGGCCUCGCUUAUCUCCAUUCCCUCCAUAUUGUCCACAGAGAUCUGAAACCCCACAACAUCCUUAUUUCGAUGCCUAAUGCCCAUGGCAAAGUCAAAGCCAUGAUUUCUGAUUUUGGUCUGUGCAAGAAGCUCGCAGUGGGCAGACACAGCUUCAGCCGUCGGUCUGGAGUACCAGGCACUGAAGGCUGGAUUGCGCCAGAGAUACUAAGUGAGGACUGCAAAGAUAAUCCAACCCAUACAGUAGAUAUUUUUUCAGCUGGGUGUGUCUUCUAUUAUGUGAUAUCUGAAGGCAGCCAUCCAUUUGGCAAAUCCCUGCAGCGGCAAGCCAACAUUUUGCUCGGGGCCUACAGCCUGGAUUUCCUAAAUCGAGAAAAACACGAGGACAUAGUUGCGCAUGAUUUAAUAGAGCAAAUGAUAAAUAUGGAUCCUCAAAAACGGCCUUCAGCUAACUGUGUGCUAAAGCAUCCAUUUUUCUGGAGUUUAGAGAAACAGCUGCAGUUUUUUCAGGAUGUGAGUGACCGAAUUGAAAAAGAGACAUUAGAUGGUCCAAUUGUCAAGGAGCUGGAAAGAGGAGGAAGAGCUGUGGUGAACAUGGACUGGAGAGAGCACAUCACUGUCCCUCUACAGACAGAUCUUCGAAAAUUCCGAUCCUAUAAAGGAGGGUCAGUUAGAGAUCUCUUGCGGGCAAUGAGAAACAAGAAACACCACUAUAGAGAACUUCCCCCAGAGGUCCAGGAGACGCUGGGUUCUGUCCCAGAUGAUUUUGUGCUUUACUUUACAUCACGUUUCCCUUACCUCCUUCUGCACACCUUCCAUGCUAUGCAAAUCUGCUGCCAGGAAAGACUAUUCUUGCCUUACUACAUACAGGACUCUGAUGGACAGAUUUCCCCUGGAGAUGCUGUUUGAAAGGCGAAGAUGUCGUAUUUCAUUACACACACAGGGCUGUGGAACAGGCCUGUCCUCACCUAGGUGACUGGAAGGAUUGAUAAAGAGCAGUGGGAAGCCUCUUUGAAAGAUCCAGCGUCACCCAAAGUGCCUUGAACUCUGCCUGUCUGACUCAGGAAGUGGAUUCCAGGUUGGAAUCCAAGGAAGAAGGCUGCGUAACCUGCGCACAGCUUUAAAUUACAGAAGAAAGGAGUAAGCAAAAGACAACUCCUAUGAAGAAAAGUGGAGCAUAAAGUAGCUCAAGUUGGCACAAGUGUCAUUAUGGUCCCAGAAGUAAAUAUACUGUGUAUUGAUGACAUUCAUGCAACUUUACUGCAUAUAAUUGUUUUAAAAAAUAUUGACUGCAAAGCAUUCAGAUGGGCAAGCACCUUCAGGAGUUCAAGGAAGACCCUUCUUGCUGUAGCAUAUGUUGUUUCCAUUCGCAGCCACAUUGUACAUUUAAAGCAGAUGCAAGGAUGAUUGGUUGUUAAAGGAAAGAGAGGUUUAAAUAUUCGGGAUCCAGCAAUACAAAGGCAAAUGGCUGAAGUAUAGCGCUUCAAAUAUUAAUCUCCCAAAUAUUUCAAAAAAGUGAGAGUUGACCUUGGAAAAUACCAGCUACAAAUGUCAGCCCAAAGGAUAAUGGCUCACAGAUGGGUAAGAGUGCCAUCAUAUGCUGCAGAGAGACCCACAAGUCUAGAUGUUUCUGGAACAAGGGUUGACUUGCAUUAUAGCAGUAGAAAUUCAUUAUACCUUUGGGGAAAACUAUUCAGAUGCCAUUUCUAGCUUCUUUUUUUGUGAAGCUAGAAAUGUGACUUAGAGCUGCAGGAGCCAAAGUAAUCUCCGAAACUGGUAUAUUUCUUUUGCGAUCUCAUUGAGAUCAGUGUAGGGCAAUGUUUGAAAAAAGACAGCAGGAUACUAGGAUGGAUGGAUGGAUGGAUGGAUGGAUGGAUGGAAGGAAGGAAGGAAGGAAGGAAGGGAGGGAGGGAGGGAGGGAGGGAGGGAGGGAGAGAGAGAGAGAGAGAGAGAGAGAGAGAGAGAGAGAGAGAGAGAGAGAAACUACUCAUACAUUUCUUUUUCCAGUGCAAACUGAACAGGACUUGGGAAAUGUGCCUCUACAGAAUCUCCACCCUCCAUAGGAUUGCUCUCCAGAUUGUUUAUUCUGAUGCAGCUGGUCUUAGCAGGAGAAAUGUUAUCUUUACAACCACAGUAAAAGCGUAGUCUUUCAAACUGGAAAAGGAAUUCUGUUCCAGAAGGUUUCCGGGAAGUUGAAGCGAGAUUUGUUUCUCGUUUUGAAAGUUGCAAUUUUCCUUUUCAGUGUCCUUAAAAAACUGUUGCUCCCGUUGUCUGUGCAGAAGGCGUUAAGAAUCCACAGCAAUGUUCCCCAUGUUCCUGCGUCACAUUUGUAGUAUUCUUUUACAAAAUAUUUAUUUUACAUAUUUAUAUUUAUUUAAAUUUUUACUACAGAGCAGUACCACAUUUAAAUGGUAUAAGUGUAAAUCAUGCCAAAUCUCAACAAACUAAAAAAUGAAACCCUCUCUGAUGCAGUAAACAUUUUUUUUAAAAAGGAUAAAGAAAAGGUAUACUGCAUCUUUUCAACCAAUUUGUGCAUUUUCACUGAAUCAGAAUAAAAUAUUUUAAUUUAAAUGAUGUUUGUAAUCUAUGUGGCUGUAUUUCUGUGUGAUUUACAUGAGUAAAUUAUUAAUGGUUCAUUGUAUGAUUGGGCAUUGAUGUGGGCAUAUGAUUUUUGCUUUUUUUUUUGUUCUGUUGAUUUGGGACCUUACUUUGCAGGGAAGUAGAUCUUUUCUAGCUUUUUUAAGCAAAAGCAGAUGAGGUAAGAUACCCAGAUAUUGACAUUGCAGGAAUGAAAGCUUGAAAAUAACAAUAGUCUUAACUUAAUUGAAAUCAUAUUUCUUAUUUUUGUAGCUCUGUUGUACAAUACUUUUAUAUUUCUUCAAAAUAAGAAUUUCACACAGCUAAAGAAUAAAAAUAGCCUUGGAAACAA